Spizellomyces punctatus DAOM BR117 is the source of this 2168-nucleotide messenger RNA. RefSeq lists its product as uncharacterized. Gene Ontology annotation, cellular component: SCF ubiquitin ligase complex. The record is from RefSeq and is a predicted model, not a curated record. Bases 104 to 1975 code for a protein of 623 amino acids. The transcript is spliced from 4 exons. Lineage: Eukaryota; Fungi; Chytridiomycota; Chytridiomycetes; Spizellomycetales; Spizellomycetaceae. Gene Ontology annotation, biological process: SCF-dependent proteasomal ubiquitin-dependent protein catabolic process.
AGGCGCUCCAGAAACGCUGUCGACUUUUUACCUUGAGCAAACGGUGCUCUUUUUCACACUGCCAGUGCCGCAUCAUUCGUCCGCUCUGCUGGCAUCGUGCAACAUGGAGCCAUCAGGUCCAUAUCCACUCCCGCCCGAAACUCCACCCGCUGCAAUGUCUAGUUGGACGAUGGACAUUCAAGGGGAUGGAGACGAUGAGUCCUCCUCGAGUCUCAUGGAAAUAUCGCACUUUGACUCGGAUAAUAACCCAAGUGCAUAUGAGUCUGGUGACGAUUUGGAAGGGCAACCCAGCAGAAAACGAAGAAAAAGACGAGCGUUACGACUUCCACCAGAAAUUCUCACACAUGUUCUUCGCUUUGCGUACACCAACUCGAGAAGACAAUUUCUGAAUAACGCAUUAGUAAACAAGGAAUGGGCCGCAUGCGCUCUACCAGUACUAUGGGAGCGAAUAGCACCAAGAAGCAAUUUUCCCCUCGGGCUCAUUGUUCGUUCAUUGGAUCGCCUUUGGCGAACAUUGUCCAUGCCAAACACGAGCCACGAUUAUGCAUCGUUUCCUCGUGCCGUGGCCAUACAGCUACACUUGAAAAACAAUGAAUUCGUAUCACGGAGGGUUGUGGAGGAGUUCUCGCGCAUCGUAGAGCUCGUUCCGGGGAUCAUAAAAUGCUUUCCAAAAGUUAAGGAUCUUGGGUUGACACUACGAGUGGAGGAAGCGACUAUUCCAUUGCAAGCAACCGCCACAGCAUUUCUCGAACGGCUGAUCCGUGUAACGCCACCAUCCACAUCACUAUGGCUGAAGUUGGCAGGCGUUGCAGUCUUGGACUCGCAAUGCGCAGCGCUCGCCGAACGGUUUGGGAAUGUUAUCACAGAUUUUCAUCUGACAAAGUGCAUGGGGUGUACUGCUUCGGGAUUGAGAUAUUUCUUAAAGCGUGCCCCUCGCCUGCAAAGUCUCGCUCUCUAUAUACCCUCCCUUCACGACCAAUUACUUGGCACUAUUGCAGAGCACAAUAAUCAACUGAUGGAUCUAUGGCUUGACUUACCUAUGGAAGAGGGGGCACAACCCAACGACGAGGAAAGCCUCCGUACGUUUUGCACUGAUCUCCGUCUUUUGAUGCAGCGAAGUAGUCGCCUCCGGAGACUGCGCUUGCGUGGAGUUCCCCUUGCGCCAGAUCGCGCACAUCAGAUGCUGCAAACGGUUAGCGAAGAGGGUCGGGAGCUCCGAUCUCUUAGUGUUCUAGUGUGGCCACCCGCCCCAAUGGGCAUGGACAUCAACACUGUCACAUUCGUCAACCUCAAUAAGCUUAUCAUUUCCAGCAACAGCCGUCUUGCAAAUGACUUUAUCGUUGCCGUCGCACGAAGCUGUCCAAACCUUUCCUAUUUGGACGCGGGUCGAACACGCAUCGAUGAUAUGUGUGUAACAGAACUUGCAUCUCGAUGCCCAUACCUGGAAUUCUUUGAUAUAUCCCGCUGCGCAAGUCCCACAGUUCAAUGUCUCACAAGUUUAGCUCGCUACGCCAAAAACCUCGCCGAAUUCGACGUAUCCUUUUGUCCCAAAGUCCUCCGCUCCGAAGACGUUGUCCCAUUCCUUCACCUCUGUGUCGGUUGCACCCGGCUCAAACGCUUCAGCAUCGACUACCCACCAGCAGGCGGCAUAGUAGCCCCAGAUCCCCCCGCAGAUGUUGGUACUGCCUCAGAGACUGUCAGAUUACUAUAUUCACGGUUUGGCACAAUAAGUGGUGAAACUGCUGAACGAAAGCGAGUGCUCAAUCUGUCUUUAAUGCGAGAUAAUUGGAUAGAGACUUGGCGUAGAGUCAGAGAGCGGGAUAUGGGGAGCACGGAUGAGGAGGGAUGGCUUUUGGGGGAUGAGCUAAGGGACCAGGCGGUUGUUCGGUGGUGGCUAGAGGACGUGCGAAGGGUAUUGGAGGGAGAUGAUACGAUAAAUGUUGGAGACCUUUUGGAAUUUGUACCCCCCCACUGAUGGCAGACUACAUGUGGAAUAUACAUGUUCCCGGGUACCCAAUCUGCUGUUUAUGAUUGAACAUUUGAUAGUACAUGUGAGGACAAGAUUUCUGUAAAUUCUGUAAAUGCAUUGAAUACCUGCUUGUAUCUGUCAAGGAUAGAUGGAGCAUUCAGGUUACUUUUGCUGAAAAAUUGUACAUUGUGAUCCUUGA